Messenger RNA from Artibeus jamaicensis (Jamaican fruit-eating bat), 4054 nucleotides. RefSeq names its product N-alpha-acetyltransferase 16, NatA auxiliary subunit (gene NAA16). Gene Ontology annotation, molecular function: protein-N-terminal amino-acid acetyltransferase activity; protein binding. NCBI's taxonomy places the organism in Eukaryota, Metazoa, Chordata, Mammalia, Chiroptera, Phyllostomidae. Gene Ontology annotation, cellular component: NatA complex; cytoplasm. Bases 273 to 2894 code for a protein of 873 amino acids. The record is from RefSeq and is a predicted model, not a curated record. The transcript has 21 exons. Gene Ontology annotation, biological process: N-terminal peptidyl-methionine acetylation.
CCCUGGGUGCCAUCUUGCAGCGCAGCGGAGCAGCCGCUACUUAACCCAAACCAGGGCAGGAGCUGUGGGUCCCUUGCUCAGUCCGCGUUCCUCUUUCCAUUCCCAGCGCUGCGCAGAAGUCCAGCCAAAUCUGCCCAGCAGAAUCUGCCCACCCCAAACUCCAGGCCAAUGAACUGACCCAUCGCACGCACCGACUUUCGGCAGCAGUUCCUCCCGGUGCCCACCCCGCAGAACGGAGCGCCCAGUCACCCAGCCUCCCAGUCCUCGCCGCAAUGCCGAACGUGCAGCUGCCGCCGAAGGAGAGCAACCUCUUCAAACGCAUCUUGAAAUGUUAUGAACAGAAGCAAUACAAAAAUGGCCUCAAGUUUUGCAAGAUGAUUCUUUCAAAUCCAAAAUUUGCUGAACAUGGAGAGACUUUGGCUAUGAAAGGCUUAACAUUGAACUGUUUAGGAAAAAAAGAAGAAGCAUAUGAAUUUGUUCGUAAAGGACUUCGUAACGAUGUCAAGAGUCAUGUCUGUUGGCAUGUGUAUGGACUCUUGCAGCGUUCUGAUAAGAAAUAUGAUGAAGCUAUUAAGUGUUACCGAAAUGCUCUCAAAUUAGAUAAAGAUAAUCUGCAAAUUUUGAGGGAUCUCUCUCUGUUGCAGAUCCAAAUGAGAGACCUUGAAGGUUACCGAGAAACAAGGUAUCAGCUUCUUCAGUUGCGCCCAACACAGCGUGCUUCCUGGAUUGGAUAUGCUGUUGCGUACCAUUUGUUGAAGGAUUAUGAUAUGGCACUAAAACUACUGGAAGAAUUCAGGCAAACUCAGCAAGUUCCUCUUAACAAAAUAGACUAUGAGUACAGUGAAUUGAUAUUAUACCAGAAUCAAGUGAUGCGAGAAGCAGAUCUGUUUCAGGAAUCUUUGGAACAUAUAGAAACAUAUGAGAAACAUAUAUGUGAUAAACUUUUGGUGGAAGAAAUUAAAGGGGAAAUGCUGUUGAAAUUGGGAAGAUUAAAAGAAGCCAGUGAAGUAUUCAAAAACUUGAUUGAUCGGAAUGCAGAAAAUUGGUGUUAUUAUGAAGGCUUGGAAAAAGCUCUACAGCUUAGUUCCUUAGGACCUUUUCUCCCCCAUGGCACUUUAGAAGAGAGGCUUCAGAUUUAUGAAGAAAUUAGUAAGCAGCACCCCAGAGCAAUUUCACCUAGAAGAUUACCUUUGAAUCUUGUCCCAGGUGAAAAAUUUAGAGAACUAAUGGAUAAGUUCCUGAGGGCCAACUUCAGUAAAGGCUGCCCACCCUUGUUUACUACUUUGAAAUCUUUAUAUUACAAUACAGAAAAGAUUUCUAUAAUCCAGGAACUUGUUACUAAUUAUGAAGCCUCUCUCAAAACAUGUGACUUUUUUAGCCUUUAUGAGAGUGGGGAAAAGGAACCCCCAACAACACUGCUCUGGGUUCAGUAUUUCCUGGCACAGCACUUUGAUAAACUUGGGCAAUAUUCUUUGGCUUUGGAUUAUAUUAAUGCUGCUAUUGCUAGUACUCCAACUCUAAUAGAAUUAUUCUAUAUGAAAGCAAAAAUUUACAAGCAUAUAGGUAAUCUCAAAGAAGCUGCAAAGUGGAUGGAUGAAGCACAGUCUUUAGACACGGCUGAUAGGUUCAUCAAUUCCAAAUGUGCAAAGUACAUGCUUCGAGCAAAUAUGAUAAAAGAAGCAGAGGAAAUGUGCUCCAAGUUCACAAGGGAAGGAACAUCUGCCAUGGAAAAUCUGAAUGAAAUGCAGUGCAUGUGGUUUCAAACAGAGUGCAUUUCUGCUUAUCAGCGUUUGGGGAGAUACGGGGAUGCCUUAAAAAAGUGCCAUGAAGUAGAAAGACAUUUUUUGGAGAUAACUGAUGAUCAAUUUGACUUCCAUACAUACUGCAUGAGAAAGAUGACCCUUCGUGCCUAUGUCGACCUUCUAAGAUUAGAAGAUAUGCUCAGAAGACAUGCCUUCUAUUUCAAGGCUGCUAGAUCAGCGAUUGAAAUAUACUUGAAAUUGUAUGAUAACCCCUUAACCAGUGAAGGCAAACAACAAGAAAUAAAUUCAGAAAACCUGUCAGCCAAAGAAUUGAAGAAAAUGCUUAGCAAGCAGAGAAGAGCUCAGAAAAAGGCAAAAUUAGAAGAAGAGAGAAAGCACACAGAAAGGGAACGUCAACAAAAAAAUCAAAAGAAAAAAAGAGAUGAUGAUGAAGAAGAAGCCGGUGGUCUCAAAGAAGAACUUAUACCUGAACAAUUAGAAAGGAUAGAAAAUCCACUGGAAGAAGCUAUCAAGUUCCUUAUACCUCUUAAGAACCUUGUUGCUGAUAACAUUGACACUCAUCUAUUAGCAUUUGAAAUAUAUUUUAGAAAAGGAAAGUUUCUGUUAAUGCUGCAAUCUGUCAAACGAGCUUUUGCUAUCAACAGUGAUAACCCAUGGUUGCAUGAAUGUUUAAUUAAAUUUUCUAAAUCUGUGUCUAAUCAUAGUAAUCUUCCAUACAUUGUGAGUAAAGUUCUGUCUCAAGAAAUGCAGAAAAUAUUUUUGAAUAAGGAUUUGGAAAGUUUUAAUGAGGAUUUUCUCAAACGUAAUGCUGCCUCUCUUCAGCAUCUACUUUCAGGUGCUAAAAUGAUGUAUUUUCUGGACAAGUCAAGGCAAGAGAAAGCAAUUGCCAUUGCCACUAGACUAGAUGAAACUAUAAAAGAUAAAAAUGUAAAGACUUUAGUAAAGGUUUCUGAGGCACUGCUUGAUGGCAGCUUUGGGAGCUGUAAUUCCCAAUAUGAAGAAUACAGGAUGGCCUGUCAUAACCUGCUUCCUUUCACAUCUGCUUUCCUGCCUGCUGUGAAUGAAGUCAGCAGUCACCGUGUGGCCCUAAACAACACGGCUAACUAUGAUGUCUUGGCAAACGAAAUUUGAAAUCCCAUAGGAAAUUGACUUUUGUAGAUUCAAAGCUGACUUCAGGUCAGAGUUUCUUCUCCAGAAUGUAUAUAGAUAUGAAAUGAAACAAUUGGUUAGAAUUUUUCAACAGAGUAUUCUGUAAGCUUAUUUUAUUCUUUAUCUGACUCUGCCAGUAUACAUAAACAUCAGUUAAACUUACCUGUUUAUACUUGUACAGGUUUCUUAAACUUUAGAAUUAUCAGCAUUGUGAUGGGUGCUGUUACUUCUAUAUCAUAAAUGGGACAAUUUCUUAUUUUGGUAAAUUAUAUAAAGACUCCAGGGUUGGUUUUUUUAAAUAUAUUUUUUAUUGCUCUGGUUUUAGAAUCCAUGUUUCAAUCCCUUAUUGGUUUGUUUUAUUAUUGUUCAUUUACUUUCUUUUUAAUUAAAGUACAUCAGUUUUAAUGUGUUAAAUAUAUGUAAAAAAACCAAUAUGGAACUCCUUUGGCAGAUAUUGAGGUUUAUUUUAAAAUUUAGUUUGCUGUUUUUGUCCACCUUAAUUUUUUCUGAUUUCUCAUUUUCUUUUUAAUAUCCAUGAAAAUGAUAAUUCCUGUUGAUUUUAGAAUGUGGGUAUUGGUUUGCCUUUUAAUCACUGAAAUUCACUGGUAAAUUUGUGUCUCCAGAUUAGCCUUUUUUUCCCCUAGAUUAGUUUUAAAGACCCAUAGGUGCAAGAAUUAUGCUUUCUCAGCUAAAUUGACUUGCGUGUUAUUAAAUAGUUUAUAUUUGAGUGGUAUAUCAAGGGAGUGUAACUAGGCAGAAUACAAAUUAUAAUGAAGCAUUCUUAUUCUUAAAAGUCAUACAUUGACUAUUAAAUAUGUUUUUAUAUCAAUAGAAUGAGAAUUUAAACUCAGUUUAAUUAUUAAAACAUAGUAUUGUUGGGCAAUUUUCGGGGGAGGGAUAGUGUUUUCUGUCUUGUAUAGAAAACAGUAAUGACAUCAUUUGAUAUGCUUCUUUCAGAAUUGUAAAUAUGUAUAAUAAGGCUUAAAGGCAAAUAUAAAUUCAAAAAGGGAGAUUUUAUUUAGAAAAACAGUUCUAGUUGAAAUGAUUUUCUUUCACUCUAAGGUAUUUUAGAUUCAUAAUUGUUGAGAAAAACACUCACUGUAAAACAAUGUCAACCUAGAUAAUGCUAUAAUAAAUUAUUU